Pelodiscus sinensis (Chinese soft-shelled turtle) is the source of this 5514-nucleotide messenger RNA. It is a transcript of the gene SYNPO2, whose product is annotated as synaptopodin 2. Gene Ontology annotation, molecular function: actin binding. Lineage: Eukaryota; Metazoa; Chordata; Testudines; Trionychidae. Gene Ontology annotation, biological process: positive regulation of actin filament bundle assembly. The record is from RefSeq and is a predicted model, not a curated record. Gene Ontology annotation, cellular component: nucleus; actin cytoskeleton; stress fiber.
GUGAAUGACUACAUUAUAGAGAGCAGUAACAGCAGCAGCAGUGCUCUGCUUCUCCAGCUCUGCCUGGCAGGCGAUCCUCAAGUUCAAAUGAACAUCUACAAUUAGAGAACUUUUUCAUCUUCCGCUGCAGAUGAAUACAGCCUAACUGCACCAGGAAAAUGGGCACCGGGGAUUAUAUCUGCAUUUCCAUGAGUGGAGGGGCACCUUGGGGCUUUAGACUGCAAGGUGGCAAGGAUCAAAAGCAGCCUUUGCAAAUCGCUAAGGUUCGCAGCAAGAGCAAAGCAUCCAAAGCUGGGCUGUGUGAGGGGGAUGAGGUGGUGUCUAUCAAUGGCAAGCCUUGUGCAGACUUAACCUAUUCUGAAGUAAUCACUCUUAUGGAAGGUCUGACUGAUGCCCUCCAGCUGCUUAUCAAGAGAUCAUCCAAUGGACUAAACGAAAGCUUGAGUCCAGAAACAGAAAACAAAAAGCAUGAUAAAAUAAAGAAUGAGGACUAUAGGGAGAGUACCACACUGCAAAUCAGAACAGCCACGCAAAUGCCCCAGAAAGAAUUCUACAUCACAGAAAUACACAGUGACACAUCCCAUGGAGCAGAGGAGAGUGACUUUUCUGUGACAAAACAAGAAAAGGAGACAAUGCAGUGCCACAAAAUUACUCCUAAAGUGAUAGAAACUUCUAGAGUACUCUUGACAGAUGAAGCUGCUUUCAAAGAGAAUACAAAAGAAAGAAGGCCAGGCACUGUGGUUGAGCUGCAGUUGUCCCUCUCACAUGACAGACACAAGGACACCAGUGCUUCUGAAAUUAGUCUCCUAGGAGCUGAAAAAUGUACCCCUUCAGAAACCAGACCCAGCGUGCAAGAAGAUGGGACUAGCCCGGUAACAGCAGUCCCCCUGUGUGAAAAAGAGGCCACUGUCCAGUGGUCAAGCAAAACAUUCCAGAUUGCUAGUGGCAAAGAGGUCAAGGUGAUCCAAGGAUCAGAGGCAGGCGAUCCAUCUCUCCCCAGGGUGGAAGUGAUCCUAGACUGCUCUAACAGGGAGAAGGAAGUAUCCAGGUCUCUAGCUGAAAAGGGGUGUGUUGCUUCUCAAGUGGAAGGAGGGCAGUCAGAAGCACCUCCUUCUGUAGUCUCCUUUGGAAUCUCAUCAGAAGGCACCGAGCAGGGAGAAGACGACCAGCACUCAGAAAGAGAUCACAGCAGACCUCACAAGCACAGGGCAAGGCACGCAAGACUUAGGCGGAGUCAAAGCCUGUCAGAGAAGCAGGUGAAAGAAGCCAAAUCUAAAUGUAAGAGCAUUGCCCUGCUGCUGACGGCAGCUCCCAAUCCCAAUUCCAAGGGAGUGUUGAUGUUCAAGAAGCGUCGCCAAAGAGCCAGGAAAUACACUUUAGUCAGCUACGGCACUGGGGAACUAGAACGUGACGAAGAGGAGGGUGAAGAAGAGGAAGGUGAAGGUGACAAAGAAAACACUUUUGAGAUAACUUUACUUGGAACAAGUGAGUCAGAAAUAGAUGAAGAUUUCUUCUCUGACAUUGACAAAGAAGGCCAGAUUGUGACAUUUGAUUGGGAUACUGGUCUGCUUGAGGUUGAAAAGAAACUAAAAGGUGGAGACGAGAUGCAGAUGCUGCCAGAGAGCAAGGGCAAGGGGGCACUCAUGUUCGCCAAGCGACGGCAGAGAAUGGAUGAGAUCACAGCUGAGCAAGAAGAGAUGAAGCUGCAUGGAAUGCAUGCAGAGGUACAAAGGGGAACCGCCCUAAAAGAAAGCUUCAAACAGGUGAGCUCCUCAUCCUAUCCAGUAAAGGAGGAAGCAACAUCAAAAAAGCAGAGCUGCGUGAGCAAAAGCUACAUAGAGGUGAGCCAUAGUCAUGGCAAUAUGGUCCAACAAAAUGGCAUUGGAGGAGCAUCAGAAUCUUAUGAUGCCCAAAAACUAACAUCUUUAAACAGAACAGCUAAACCUUUCCCUGGGAUUCAGAAUCGAGCAGCAGCACCUUUUUCACCAACAAGAAAUGUGACUAGCCCUCUCUCAGAUUUACCAGCACCCCCUUCCUAUUCCACAGUUAGCCCACUGCCUCAAGCUUUAUAUGCAGCAGUAGCAAGUCCAGUGGCCAGCAGACCUCAGACAGCUAUUUGGUCACCAACAGAGUCAACAGAGCAGAUAGCAUCCAGAGAUGAAAGGAUUGCAGUGCCGGCCAUAAGAACUGGGAUAUUACAAGAGGCAAAGAAAAGAAGCACUGCAAAGCCUAUGUUUACUUUCAAAGAACCUCCAAAAGUGAGUCCUAACCCUGCCCUAUUGUCACUUGUACAGAAUAAAGAAGGCAAACGAAGUACUGGAGCUGGCUUUGAAUCGGGACCUGAAGAAGACUACCUUAGUUUGGGAGCAGAAGCUUGUAAUUUCAUGCAGAUUCAAGCAUCAAAACAAAAGACCCCUCCUCCCGUUGCUCCAAAGCCCUCAGUCAAAGUCUCUCCUACUGCUGUAACUCCCAUUUCACCAGUCUGGUCACCUCCAGCUGUGGCUUCUACCCAGCCACCUGCCUUCCCGACUCCAAACUCACCCCAAACAGCAGUUUCUGCACCAAUCAAACUAACACAGCCUGCUCAUCCUCCUCCUCGGCCUCCAAGUACUCUUAAGAUAGCUGGUCCUUUUAAAGGACCUCAAGCAGCAGUAUCAAAACAAAAUUAUACACCCAAAACACCUACUACACCAAUUGGAAAUAUUGCACUUGCUGGAGGAAUGGGGCCUGCCUUUGAGAUGCCACCAGCUUUUAGUGGAAAAGGAGCACAGUUAUUUGCCAAAAGGCAAUCUCGGAUGGAGAAGUAUGUGGUAGACUCAGAAACUGUGCAGGCCCACAUGGCUCGGGCCUCAUCUCCAACUCCAUCUUUACCUGCUUGUUGGAAGUAUUCAUCUAAUGUUCGAGCACCUCCACCCGUUGCUUACAAUCCCAUCCAGUCCCCCUCUUACCCUCUUGCUGCUACCAAAUCCCAAUCUAAGUCACCUGCAGUUACCAAAAAUACCAAAAGAAAACCUAAGAAAGCUCUCAGUGCGUUGGAUGUCAUGAAGCAUCAGCCAUAUCAGCUUAAUGCAUCUUUAUUUACUUUUCAACCUCCUUCUGCUACUAAGGAAGGCCUACCAACUAAGCAGUCCACAAAGUUCGACUCUGUGUCUGCCUCAAAACAUGUUCUGCAUUCAAGACCACUCAGUGCUGGUCCUUCUGCUAAUGUCCAAGCAUCUUCAGUGUACUCCGUACCAGCCUACAGUUCACAACCGUUGUUCCAGUCAAACGCUCCUACCCCUGUAAAUGAAUCCUACGAGCCUAGUGGUUACCCUUCAUUUUCUAAGCAAGAAUCAAUCACAUCCUCUAUGUUUACUGCUCCAAGGCCCAAGUUCUCAGCUAAGAAAGUUGGUGUCACAGCUCAGGAAAGAGACAGUGGCUGCUCGUCAUCACUUCCUGGACAGUCAUCUUCACUCAUCUCUCAAGCCAUGUCCCCUGCUUCACCUGUGAUGUUCCAACCUGGCCCUGGUUACUUCAGCCAGUCAGCAGCAGCAGCUGACAAACCUGGCAAGAGACUGACUCCCUGGGAAGCAGCAGCCAAGUCUCCUCUUGGCCUAGUAGAUGAUGCAUUUGGUCCCCAAAACAUUCAGGAAUCCAUUGCUGCUAAUGUAGUAUCAGCUGCCCGCAGAAAAACACUGCCUGAGCCACCAGAUGAUUGGAAACAAAGGGUUUCCUGCAUGCCACCAGCCCCAGGUAUUCAUACUAACCUGGCAUCAUUUGGAAGGAGGCAGUCUGGUAUUAUGUCCCCACCAAAAAGCACCAUGUCUGCCCCCAAUUCUACUUUCCAGUGUGGCUCUCGGCUUCAAUAUGCAUAUUAUGGUCAGCGAUCCCGAACAGAUCCUGACAUGAUGUCCAUGGAUUCUAGGUCUGACUACUGCCUGUCAAUGGCCAACUCAAACUACAAUCCACAUCCAAGAGGAUGGAGGCGUCAAACAUGAAAGGUAGAAGAAGCUGCCAUAUUUUCCCUCCUGCUUUCAGUUGGAGGAGUAAAGUGACCUGUCUGAGUAUCUUCUUGUUGUCUGACAGUUUCUGAACUGAAGGAAUGAGGAAGUUGUGUAGAAUGAUGCAGUCUUCAGGAUAUUUCAGGGCUUUCUGUCCUAGAUUAGAUUCAAUUUUAUCCCCAAACUGCAGUUUUGUUUUUAUUAAAAAAAGAUCAAGUUUGCAUCUCAGCAUAGGUGGGAUAAUUAAUGUACAGAAAGCUUUAACUAUACAGAGUACAAAAACAUUAACAGAGGAGUGAAUGAAAUAUACAAAGAAUGAAAUAAGGCUUUUUACAUGAUAUUUUCUGGUGGGCUCUCUAGGAUUUCUGGUAUUUUUGAUAGCUGAAUUUUAGGGCACUGGACAUACACUUUAGAGAGGAUUAUUUUUCCAAUGAACUCCAAAGUUCCAAAAGAUUUAAUCAGAAUACAGAUCAUAUAAUUUUUCUAUAGUUUUUAAAAAAGGGAUUCUAGCAAAUUAAAUCUUAUAGUUUUACUAUGAUAAACACACGGUGCUUCCAUAGACAUUUUAUCUGAAGCUCUGGUACACAUAUGUUAAUAUCAUGUAAUCAUGAAGUUCAGAGGUAUUUCAAGAAAGUUUGGGGUAUAAUGCUUCAUUGUAAGCCUUGGUUGUUGUAAUUACCCACACUAGCUUGAAAACAGCAGGAAAGAGAGUUAAUUAUUAUGAACCAUUGUUACAAUGCUUGGAGAAAUAUUUAAUAUAGCUAGGUUACAUUGAAAUUGGGUUACGAGGGAAUAUUGUAAUAAACGUCAGCCUUGUGAAGGUGAUGAACGAUAACUACAUUUAUUUGGUUGUGAAAUGUUUAGCUUGGUAAACAUUUAGUGCAGCAGAUUCUAAUACUAGUAAUUGAAUACCUGAAAGGCUUUUGAUGUGUAGUUUCAUUUUGGAAGACCAAAAUAGUUUAUAUAUCAAGGACAAAUCAUGUUACACGCAGGAGGUAUGUGGAAUAUGGUUUAUGAUAGGUGUUAACUGGUCUGAGUCUAGUUAAGACAACACAUAUUUGGAGAAUUCAAGAAGGAGUGGGCAAUAAUUUUUGAGGGGGGGCCACUCCGAGAAUUUGGUAAGUGGUCAAAGUCACACUCUUCCAUGAUAUAAAUGGAGGAGGUGUGGGGUCUGGGAUGGAGGUUGGGUGCAGAAGGGAGCUUGUGGUAAGGGACUGGAAUUCAGGAGGGGGCUUUGGGAUCUGGAAGGGAGUUUCAGUGAAAGAGGGGAUUGUGACCUGGGGUAGGGAACUAGGGUGAAGGAGAGGGUGCAGGGUCUGGAAGGGGGGUAUGGGUGCAGGAGAAGGGGUGCAGAAGGUUUCAGUUAAAUGGGGUAAGGGUGCAGGAGGGGGGAAAGAGAGGCUGGGGUACCAGAGGUAGGCUCUGGCUGGGAAGCACCACAGCUGAGUCUUCAACAAGGGUCCCUAUCUUCCAUGCCCCUGCACUGGUUGCAGGGUCUGUGUGUGGCUGAGUCUGAACACUGCAAGCUCGGAGA